CGGAUUAGCGGUAUCUGCGUUGCGCGGAAAUGCACGUAGUCGCAGGUGUUACGUUGCAACUUGCGAGCGGUCGCAAGUGCAGCUACUGCUAGUUACGGUUCUCUCAUCCGUGCACGUUAAUGUGUGUGUGUGUGUGUAUGGCGUACGCGCGGCCGGAUAUACCGGCGAUAUCUAGGCGUAUAUAUACGUGUCGUCGCGUCUCGGACAUUGUGGAUUAAACGUUGCGUCAUCGGCCGUUCAUCGAUCACCAUCAUGUAAAUUAACAGAGAAGGAAGGAGAGAGACAACGAUGUACUAAGAAGACAAAUUAUGGUGGCAGAGUUUGUCGCCCGCCAGAGUGGAUCGCCCAUCAAUGGUGAGACCGCGUGUCUGAACAGCAACAUGCCGGCCACGCACACAAUGGCCCAUAGCGGCGGUCACGGCGCGCCCCACGGCGGGCCCCACGAUGCCCAUGGACCUCUCACGGUGCCUCUCACGCAUCCCGGCCAUCACGGCGGACCGCCGGCCGCGAUUCAGCAGCAGCAUCAGCAUCAACCGCAGCAGCAACUGUCGCCGCAACAACAGCAGCAGCAGCAGCCUCAACCGCCGCAUCUUCAUCACCAUCAUCAGGCCCAGCAGCCGCAGCCGCAGCCGCAGCAGCAGCAACAGCAACAGCAACAUCAUCACGAUGGUGCGCCGCAGCAUCCCGAUAACUUCUCACCCAACUUCGACAUACGAAAGGAGCUGUUCUCGCAGCGCAAACAACGCGAGUUCAUCCCGGACAAUAAGAAGGACGACAGCUACUGGGACCGUCGCAGGCGCAACAACGAGGCCGCCAAGCGGUCGCGCGAGAAGCGUCGCUUCAACGACAUGGUCCUGGAGCAACGGGUGAUGGAGCUCAGCAAGGAGAAUCACAUUCUCAAGGCGCAGCUCGAGGCGAUACGCGAUAAGUUCGGCAUCUGCGGCGAGUCUGUCAUCAACACGGAACACGUGCUGGCCGCGCUGCCGACGGAACCCCCGAUCAGCGUGAAACGCGCGAAGAUACCGCCUUCGGCGGCGCUUCUCUACGCGCGCACGCCGAGCCCAGUGCACACGUCGGUGAUCCAUCAGCCGGUGAGCGGCGCCCGUUCGCCCAGAUCGCCGGCCCAGCUCUACGUGCCCGAAACGACCGCUUACCCGGAGACCGAGAGCUUCCAGUACCCGUACUCGCACCCGGCGAUGCACCACCUGGACACCACGAGCGCGCUAAACCUGUCGUCGCGCGGCCGCCGGGCGCAAUCGCCGUUCGAGCUGUCGUCGGGCAGCGGCGACGAGGCCGGUCCCCAGAUAAUCGUGGGCUCCCAGAACAACCCGGCCGUCAACAACAGUCUGCCUCACAAGCUCAGGCACAAGUCGCGCAUCGGCGACAAGGACGCCGCGAGCGCGCUUCUCGCGCUUCAGGGAAUCAAGCAGGAGCCGGGACCGCGAGCGUCGCCGCCCUGGGACGAGGGUUCCAGCGACGAGCGCGACUCCGGCAUCUCGUUAGGCGCCGAGUGGACCGGUCCGACCGUCACCGCGGUCACGGAGAGCGAUCGGGAGGUGAAGAUGAAGCUGGAUCGUCUCGCGUCUGAGGUCGCGUCCCUGCAAUCGAUAUUCCGCCUUGGGAAACCCGUCGCGGCAGCGGCAGCGGCGGCGGCCGCGGCGGCGGACAGCCUGGUGACGGGUCACUCCGUCGCCACGGUCAACGGACCGUGAAGGACACGGUCUCCCUUCCUUUGCGGGUCACUGCGAGUCCUCCUCCCCUCGGCCGGAUGUCGGGGUCCUUGGAAAUUGGACAUGGAGACGUCGUCUGGAGGACGCGUGGGAAGAACGACGAAUCCUUAGAUCGUUGCGCCGAGCUGAUCGUCGUGUACGCGAUCGAUCGUAAAGGAUUUUGUAAAAUAAAAUUCGUGUUUAUUUAAAGGAUGAAGAGCGCGCAAAGAGUUCUCGCGUGCACCGGUGCAACGGCAGCAGACGUGUAGCAGCCGUUUGUUCGUCCCGCGAUUCGCCGAUAUAUGAAAUAAGAAUAGAAUACUCGUGAGUCUCUCGCGAGUAAUUCGCGAUUACCGAUUGCUAUCGAUCUGCUUGUUGCACGAGAGUCAUCGAUAACGAAAAAAAAACUUUAAUCCUUCAACCCGUAGACUAUACCUCCCCGGAACGCGAGGCUUCCUCUUCGAUAAAACUUAUAACUUAUUGUGAUACGCGAGAGAUAUCAGUUUGCGCCGUUUUGGAAACGAAUCCCCCCUCCGAUGGAUUCGACGGCUACCGGUCGAAGGGUUAAAGGCGUUCUCCACUCUUGGUCCCGAAGCGAAGUGGAGUUAGGAGUUAAGAGCCGAAUGCGAUACCUUGUAGUGCUGUAAGUUACGUUGUAAAACUCCCGUAGGCUAAUCGUUCUUCUAUUAUUACCAUUAUCGUUACUACAGAGCUUUGUCGAUUCGGGUAAACGUGUCGCGGCGAGUCGGGCCGAGCGUACACUGCAAAUCCAAGUGUUAUUUUCGCUGGAGCUCUUCUCAAACAUUUCUCACCGUUUUAAAUUAAACGUGUUAAAUGACGUAAUUUAACACGUAAGAAACACGCGAAAGGAGCUUCAGUCAAAUGUGUCAUUUUUAAACGUUUAUACGCGUAAAAAUAACUUAGAUUUGCAGUAUAAUCGGCGCGAUCAGGUGAACGAAGCACCGCGAUCUGUAUUAAAUGGAGCAUUAUAUAUUACACGCGAGUUACUCCCCCGAUUGAUGAUUGGUCGCGCAACCGGCUAUCUCACUACCAUCGGAUAUCCAUAAUACGAUUCAUUCCCGUGUACGAAACAGGGAUUACUUCUUCCUUCUCUUCUUUUUUUCUUCUUCGCGUCAUUGUCAUUAUCAUCGUCACUUUUUUUUCCUAUUCGCGAUCACGUGACGAUCUCGCGCAGUGGAGCUUCGAGGCGUAGCUUUAAUUCGCGCCCUCGAGUCACUUAAUUUAUUCGCCUUCGUUAAUCUUAUAUACCUGCACGAUCGUUGUUAAUUAUCGAAAACUUUCGGAAGCGAUAUCUACUUUGCUCGAAACUUUGGAAAUUCGGUUCGCUGGUACAUUCGUUACGAAUUCGCUUCUUUAUUUAUUGCCUCUUCCGUCGCAUCUCUCGAAAUCCCACACCGAAACUUGGACGAAGCUCCGCGAGUUUCUCGGAUCCCUUUUCCUUUUGUUCUUCUUCGUUCCCUCGAACGUUUCCCAGGUCCGAAUCACUGGCUGGUUAAUCCGGACUAGAUUGCGGGAAGGGGAAAGAAUCGCGAGGCAACGUCUCCUCAGCACUCAUGCCAAAUUUUCUCACGACUUUUGCGCGACUGUCCGUUGUCUCCUUUUUUUUAUACUUUUGCUAUCGAAUCCAUCCUACGGUCGUGGCGAGUGUCUGUAUAUAUGUACAUGUAUAAAGAAAGAAACGAAAGUGCAUCUGUGUUACAAAACGCCGGACGAGAAACGCUAACUUUGAUGUAUGUACAAUCGCCGCGGAAAGUCCUCUCGGAAGGCGGAAAUUUAGCGCGUAUUGAAGUAUUAAGCGAGCCUAUAGGUGUAUGUAAUAUAUAUUUACAUAGCAUAUACUUGCAAGAAAUAUAUAUAUAUUAUAUGCAUAUUAUAUAUAUAUAUAUUUGUCAAAUUUAUGUAUUUUUCGAUAUCAUUGAAACGAGCUGUAACGCACGUGCAGUGCUUGAUUGUGCCGUUGCCGAUUCGAAGGUGCGAGAGAUUACGUUAUAUUGUAACAAUAAGACCGGCCGAGACAUCGAAAUCGCGUUAUCGGCGCGGAACCAAAGUGUGAUUUUUCUCGAAGGUGCGAAAGGAAGGAAAACGAGGAAUAUUUAUCCGACGAUGAUGGAGCGAUCGAAGUCGGUGACGUGGAGAGAGGACCGGCGUCGAUGUACUUUGCUGAUCAUUGUCCCCGCUCGAUCAACCAUUCGUUUCUUACCACAUGUGAUAACGCUAAGAGCGAUAGAGACGCGAAUCGACGUGAACCCGGGAGCAACCGUAAAUAGCGAGAAGGCAUCUCUAUUUAUUGUACACUAAUCGCCUAUGUUAUUACGGCGGGGCGGGCGGGGCGUGCGGCGACGACGACGACGAGGAAAUUGGAGCGUUGGAAUCGCUGCAGGCGGCGGUGUUUCGGGUGUACCCUCUCGCGAGGCAAUCCGUCGCGUCUCUCGCGGACAGGAUCUCGUCUUUAUUCCUCUUGCCCCCGUAUUUUUUUAUGUUACUCCCCUCCCCCGGCGUGAAUGUUCCAUAUUUUGUACGGUAUGCUUGUAAAUACCGCGGUCAGCGACGGUAUUGCGCGAGGGGUCUCGACUACCGCCGAAUUUUUAACUUUUCUGAUGGUUGCCUGACCGAGCGGACAGAACGCAAACGUUAAUCAACGCGUCUCAAUAGCAACGUAAAUAUAGCAAUAAAACGUUUCGAGUCGUUGUCGCCGAGCUCCGACACGCUGUCGAAGAACGACGUGUUCGCCAGCAACACCGCCGCGUUUCGCAGUCGCGUCGCUGUAAGAUACCGAGAGUGCCUGUUGUAACGACGAAGUCAUAUGCGUUUCUCGCUGCGGCCGCCGGCCUCCGGUGGUCGCCGAGAUGAACGAAGAUGCUGCACCGUGUAAAUACGUUGUCUUCUAUUGUUAACUAACGAGCGACCGCGAGUUUCGCGAUCAACGUCGACGACGAGGUCUUAACGCGAUUCCGGAUUUAAUACACUCUACAUAAACUCAGGUAUACAAUAAAUAAACAUACAUACAUACAUAUGUACAUACACACACACACACACACACACACACACACACAUAUCCCGAUUACUCGCGCACUAUUUGCCUCGUUCGCCUCGAACGAUCACGAUAACGCGAUCGCGAGAGAGCCGACACGUUACAAAUUGUACAUAUACAAUCGCACCUUUUUUGCCAAAAAGCAGUUACGAGGACCGCCGGAACGUCGGCCGGAGAAGGAACGACACUCUUACCCCCUUUCUGCCCUGCUCCUUCUUCCCGCUUCCACCUUCCCCUCAAUUGUGCCCUGCGAAAUCGUUCGCGCGCGUUUCGACUACAGUUCCUAUGCACUAUACUAACGGUAAAGCGACUUAGAGGCGAGGAUCGAUGACCCGUCGUCCGAUUUACGAUUAAAGAAAAUCAACCGUAAUUCCAACCAAUCGAAUAAGCUUGGUUCUCCUUUCUCCGGCUGCUCGGAGAUGUAAGUAUUUAGACUCUAAGGGACAUAUCCACAGCGCGUGUAGUGUACUUGUAUAUGAAUAUCGAUAAAUAAAUAUUUCCAAUGUUUUUGACACAAA
Messenger RNA from Temnothorax curvispinosus, 5279 nucleotides. RefSeq names its product histone-lysine N-methyltransferase 2D-like. Gene Ontology annotation, cellular component: nucleus. The transcript is spliced from 2 exons. The record is from RefSeq and is a predicted model, not a curated record. Bases 309 to 1712 code for a protein of 467 amino acids. Gene Ontology annotation, molecular function: DNA-binding transcription factor activity; DNA binding. Gene Ontology annotation, biological process: regulation of DNA-templated transcription; circadian rhythm. NCBI's taxonomy places the organism in Eukaryota, Metazoa, Arthropoda, Insecta, Hymenoptera, Formicidae.